GAGUUUGAUGCAUGCUAGCUCACUUGUUCAUUGCACAGAACUUCUCUGAUGCGAAACUCAAUCACACAAUAGUGACCCUCAAAAGUUAUUUUUAGUGUGUUUACAAAAUCACAACCUUGGCAAUGUCACGACACGUAUGUUUUGCAGUUCCCCUGUUUAUAUAAACUCUUGUAGUUCAUGUGCAGUGUAGCCCUGGUUUGACUUCAGCCCUUGAGCUUGACAACAAAGCUCGCUAAAAGUGUGCGUACCUUGAACUGUUCACCGAGCACGCAAUAGUAGGAGUAUUGUGUGAUACUUUAGGUGAGCAAGACUCUUCCUAAGUGCUAUACGGGGAAGUUUUCUGCGGGAUUUCCUGCUUUCACUUUGGUCCAAGCUGGCCAGUCAGUGUUAAUCUUUGCUUGCGGUGAGGUGUUUUUUGGACCAGACGAGCUCAAAUGUUGCGUGAUUUUUAUGAGUCAUCUUGACCAGUCUUGGAUCGUAGAGGUAACACUAUUUUAAAGUUUGCCCGUCAUACUGCCUUCAACAAUCGGCCCUUAUUGGACUUCUAACGAGUCUAUGGAAUGUUUUGAAUCAAUCCGAUUGGAAGGCUUUUCUCAUAAACUAUAAUUGCCAACAUUUCACAAGUUCUGUCAUUUUAUGGUCAGGAUUUUGCAAAGUAAAAUAUGCUGCACUUCAGAAUUCAUUUAAUGUUGGUCUGGUGGCUUAUCCUUCAAGUCUCGCACCUGGACUCCUCAGGAGCGGUCCCAGAGCAAGGAUGCAGUCCUACGUGUGGAGUAAAUGUUCAAUGUGCCAACAGAAAUCUUCAGACAUUCCCUGAUAUUCCGCCUGACCCUGAUUGCCGAAAUCAAGUCAGCGAGAUUGACGUCAGCAACAACAAGAUUAAAACGCUCCCGCAAGACGCAUUUGCAGGGCUCACUUCGCUGGAGACAAUAGCUCUCUCCAAUAACAUCAUCCAGACCAUUCCAACGGGAGCGUUUCGUGAUCUGACGCGGCCGAAUGAACUCCUCCUACAGUCUAACAAUCUGUCGAGCCUUCAGCGUGGCGUGUUCGACGGUCUUGAACGUCUCGACGACCGGUUGUUGCUUCGAUGCAACCGCCUGACGCAGAUUACUAAGGGAGUGUUUGACAACUUACACAAACUCCACAUUCUGGCCAUUGAUAAAAACUUGAUUGAAACCAUAGAGGAAGGCUCGUUUAGUGGCAUGGGUGAGCUUGACUACCUCUACCUGAAUAAAAACCGUAUCGUGAGGCUGGUCAGUGGGGUGUUUUCAGGCUUGGGCGAGCUCAAACGUCUCGACCUGCGGUACAAUCGCAUUGAGGUCAUCGAAUCAGGUGCCUUUGAGGGAUUGGGCGCCCUGAAAGAGCUGAAACUCUCUUCGAACCACAUUACAACGGUAUCAGGCAUAGCGGUACUGCACAACUUAGUGACUUUAGACAUCGCAGACAACAUGAUCAAAACGGUCGACGAACCGUUUCUCGACAUGUUGCAAGACGGCGAUUUACAGAUCUCCAUCAAGGAGAACCCACUGGACUGUACCUGUAAGAUGGAAACACUCCGGAUUUGGUGUCGCGAAAAUAUGAACCCCACGGACGAUGCGCGGUGUGCAACCCCGGCUGAAUACUUGAACAUGACGCUGGCCAGUAUUGAGGAACCUCUGCCCGCGUGCCCUGUGCCAUCAGGCGGGCAGAGCAUGGACAGCAUGGGUAACGCAGAGGGUUCCGAGUCAACCUCACCCUUAAUUCUACUCAGUAUACCAUUUGCUGGACUUCUGGUUCUCUCCCUGUGUAUCUAUUUGCUCAUUCGGCGGCAUACAUCCCAUCAUCCAGCGUCAAGAGAAUCACGGAAUAAUAACGACCUGGAGCAGCAAUCUGAACAUCGCGUGGAUAUAGAUCAACGUGAUAGUUAUCAACCGGACAGCUAUUCUACCUUCUUGCCUAGAGACACAGCAAGCAACAGCGCCAACCAGUUGGUCGAGCCACCGCCUCCUUCCCUGGAUGGACAUGCUUUCAGGCUGUCCAUAGAAGAAACCUCUGAGCCUCAAACACCUGCACCUGAGUACCUCUCUUUUGAUGACGUCAAUGAUCCUCAGUCGGAUGAGGACAUACCAGUGCCUUUCAGGCCAGCAAGAUUUAGGCAACCACAGACGAGGCCCACCACUCGCCCCCCAGUUCCCCCAAGAUUUGUGUAAAGUCCAGAGAGAACGAUCUUCUUUCGAAACAAUAUUUGGAUCGAAAAAAAUGACAGUUCAAAAUCAGAGCCACAAAUCGUCUACACGUCAAACUGAAAUGCUUCAUUGACUACCUCGAACGGUUCUCCCCACUGCCAGUUAAUAAACUAUAGAGUAGGAUUUCAAACUUUGGAUUUGUAAAAUUAUAGAGGUUUGCGGUAACACCAAGUGAACAUCUCUUUGGAGUAGUGUUGGUUCUGAAAAUAACUGGUGGUUAACAACCCAACGUUUCGAUCAGUAUGCUCUGAUCGUCUUCCGGAGAAUUCUGAACUAUAGAGUAUUCAACAAAACAAAACAGUUGGAGUCAUUGACUAACAUGGCAGUAUCAUGGCCCUGUUCUACUCUUAUACCUGUACACAUAAUAGUAUACACAUAAUGAAUGUUUAUGAGUGCAAUGGUGCGAAUAUGUUCAUGAGUUGAAAGAUGGAAUGUUCU
Asterias rubens (European starfish) is the source of this 2663-nucleotide messenger RNA. RefSeq names its product slit homolog 1 protein-like. Lineage: Eukaryota; Metazoa; Echinodermata; Asteroidea; Forcipulatida; Asteriidae. The coding region runs from base 663 to 2189 and encodes 508 amino acids. The transcript is spliced from 3 exons. Gene Ontology annotation, cellular component: plasma membrane. The record is from RefSeq and is a predicted model, not a curated record. Gene Ontology annotation, molecular function: protein binding.